This is a messenger RNA of Symbiodinium pilosum, 471 nucleotides long. The record is from the annotation of a GenBank genome assembly. NCBI's taxonomy places the organism in Eukaryota, Dinophyceae, Suessiales, Symbiodiniaceae.
AUGGCUCGCUUUGCGUCAAAAGCCUUCGCACUCGCAGCCGUCGUGGCCGUUGCUAUGUGGACUCAGACCGCUUUGAAGGCAUUCUGCGGCAGCUUUUUGAGCCGACCGGAAGGAGGAUCCCAGACCGCCUGCAAGGGAUGGCGCUUGGACAAGAUCGAGGUUGGGCCCACGGGCAUCGGUCAGCUUGUCGUGGCAGAGGGCUUCUUCAUCGGUGAGAAGGACAUGUACCAGAUUUGCAACAAGCAGGGCCGCCGCUACCGCAUGCGGCCUUACGCUGAGGAGCGCAAGACAGAUGGCUCCGUUCCCGGCAUCUUCCAGCUUGGGCCUUUCAAGAUCCACCUCGAGCAGGCCUUCCGCGGUGGCGCCGGGCCCUUCUCCAUCGCUUCCGAGCGCCCUGAGGGCUAUUCGGGCAACGGCGGCACCGCCGGAUGGGGUGAGGACAUUCCCACCAAGGGCGGCUACGGUCGUUGA